Messenger RNA from Biomphalaria glabrata, 5714 nucleotides. Its product is annotated as chloride channel protein C-like. Gene Ontology annotation, biological process: chloride transport; transmembrane transport. The coding region runs from base 242 to 3412 and encodes 1056 amino acids. The record is from RefSeq and is a predicted model, not a curated record. Lineage: Eukaryota; Metazoa; Mollusca; Gastropoda; Planorbidae. Gene Ontology annotation, cellular component: intracellular membrane-bounded organelle; membrane. Gene Ontology annotation, molecular function: voltage-gated chloride channel activity. The transcript has 19 exons.
UAAGGCUUAUUUAGUCAAAUGUCAAUGUUAUCAGAUCCAGUGGUCAGGGUGCAUAAUUACGAUUACAUUCGAUUUCUAGUAGAAUGAAAGGAAGAAGUUGGAGAUAGAGAUCAUCUACUGGAUUUUUGAGUGUCUGUUUUGUACAAACAAGAUCAAUAAGCCAACUUAUGGACCAGGUCAUCUCAAUUGGAUGGAAGCAACAUCUGAGUGCCCAACUGCAGGUCUAAAGCUUUGAAGCACCAUGUCUUUUUCUUCUGUGUUACCUGAAGAUGAAGAUUUUUUCAGAGUGCCUUCCUAUGGGGAUGACACUGGUGGCUUGCGGAGGAGAACCUACACCACCAGUGUAGUCAGGACGUCCAUUUCCAGACUAGCUAAGCAGACUCCGCCUGUCGAUGAUACAGUCUUUGCUGUGAAAGAUGAUGAAAAUUUUUCACUUUUUGCAAAGGGCCGUGACUAUGAACCAGCAUACGUCACACAUGAGUAUACACAGCAAGAAAAGGAUACGCUUAAUGCUUAUGAAAGCUGUGACUAUUUACCUAGUCAUAGUCACAUAUUUAAACACUGGAUCAAGCGACAAAUGAUAUCAGACUUGGAAAUAGAUCGAUGGAUAAUGAUGGGUCUAAUUGGGUUCAGCAUCGGUGUUGUCUCAUUUUUUUUGCACCAGCUAAUUGAAAGAAUUGACCACCUGAAGUGGAGGAUUACAAAAGAUUUAUUAGACAAGGAACAACUUGUUGAAGGAUGGGCGUAUUGUUCCGGAUACAGUAUGCUGUUCUCUAUUUUCUCAGCUUUUAUUGUUGUGUUUUGGCGGCCAAGCGCUGGGGGCUCAGGUAUGCCUGAAGUGACAGGUUUUUUAAAUGGAACUCGAGUGCGUGGAAUCUUCAGUGUGAGAACCCUCAUUGCCAAAUUUUUAUCUUGUGUCACUGCCAUUGGAUGUGGCAUGCCCAUUGGACCUGAAGGGCCAAUGAUUCACAUGGGAGCAAUUAUUGGAGCUGGCUUAAGUCAAUUGUCUGGACACUUAAACAAGGUCAAACUGACAUUCUUUGAGAGGUUUAGAAAUCCAGAAGAUAAGCGCAACUUUAUAACAGCUGGUGUUGCUGCCGGAGUCUCUGCAGCCUUUGGAGCUCCAGUUGGAGGACUUUUGUUUUGCAUGGAGGAAGUGUCCACAUUUUGGUCUAAGACUUUAGCCUGGCAGAUUUUUUUCUGCUGUAUCAUCGCCACAUCAACAUCCGAUAUUUUCAACUCUGCCUUUGAAAGGUUUGAAUUUAUUGGGAUGUUUGGGGAGUUCAGGACCAGCCGUUAUAUUCUUUUCAAUGUUGAUGAAGCAGUUGAUAUCAAUAUUCUGAUGUUUAUUCCAUCUGUAGUCAUUGGUGCUAUCGGCGGUGUCCUUGGAUCCCUUUUCACAAUUAUUAAUCUCAAGAUUCAUCGAUAUCGUAAACGCUUGCUGGCUUCCAUAACAAGCACUUGGCUGGUUAGGAUUAUUCGUCUUUUGGAGCCUGCCCUAAUCAUGCUUAUUAUGAGUACAUUCUCUGUGUUUCUACCAAUGGCAUUUUCCUGUGUUCCUUUUACAUGCAUGAAAGGGGAAUCAGGCAUUUUAAGUGAGUACUGUGUAAAUGACACUCUGAACAAAUAUGAUUCUCAUUUUGUGGAGGAGAACAUCUUUCACACCUGUGGCGUGGGGACGUAUUACCUUGAUAACACGACCUUUGUUUAUAAUGGAACCUACAACGAAUUAUCCCUCCUGAUCUUCAGUUCUAAGGAUGAGGCCAUGAAAACUCUGUAUCUCCGCAACUCCCACAGAAUGUUCAACUACGGGCCAUUGUUUGCGACUCUAGCCAUCUACUUCAUCAUGGUUUGCUGGUCCGCUGGAACAUCAGUGGCUGCUGGAAUACUUGUACCAAUGCUGAUGAUUGGUGCUCUCUAUGGUCGAAUACUUGGUCUGGUUCUAGUGGACAUUUUUGGUGUCCACCUUGACGAAGACUACUUGAGUUGGAUGGACCCUGGAGCUUUUGCUCUGAUUGGCUCUGCCUCCUUUUUUGGUGGGGUGGCCAGAUUGGCUCCAGCUAUUACAGUUAUAAUGAUGGAGCUAACGAAUGAUCUCAAAGUGCUACUUCCUGUCAUGACAGCUGUGAUGGUGGCUAAGUGGGUCGGCAAUCUGUUCACACAUCCUUACUUCCACGCUCUUCUGGAGCUGAAGUGCAUUCCUUUCCUAGACCAGCAUCCUCAUGUACAGAUCGAUGAAACCAAUGUUAAACUUGACCUGUUCUCAGCAGAAGAUAUUAUGGCAUUUCCUGUUUUGUCAUUUGACAUUGUGGAGCAUGUGCCUAAAAUAGCCAAAGUUUUGCUGGAUUACCAACACAAUGGCUUCCCAGUGAUCAGAAGGAACAAAGAAGGCAGGAGAGUCUGCUACGGCCUAGUAACUAGAUCUGAUUUGUUAGUUAUUCUAAGCCAUAAGAAUGUAAUGACUGAUGGACCAGUAGAACCAAUGGAUGAAAACACAGUUGACUUGGUGUCCAUUGGUUUUGAUGAGAUGGUAAAAACCAAGAAAGACUCGGAAGAAAUCACUGUCAAAUUUUUGCUUCAGUUUGUGGCUGAAGACUCAGAAUACAAAAACUAUUAUGUGGAUCUGACUCCCUACGUCAACCAAUCAGCAAUGACUAUACAAACUAAGUUUUCACUACAGAGAGCCUACACCCUAAUCAGUGCACUGGGACUCAGACAUUUGAUUGUGGUCAACCAUAACAAUGAGGUGAGAGGUAUGAUCACGAGGAAGGACUUAAUGGGACAUCACAUGGUGGAGGUCCUGUCACCAAUACUGCAGCGGAAGCCUUACUUCAGGGGCGACUCGGAAACUGAUAUUUCUGAAGACAAAUCUGGACAAAGAUAUAGACAAAGAUCUCGGAACAGCAGCACGUUGGCUGGUAGUGGAGACAACUACACUGCAAGCCAUUUUAAUGCGUCUGCAACCAGAAGUAAUACGAAAGCUACAGGACUGACAGGUAGUUUGAACACUAACAAUGCAAGCCACCUUAAUGGCACUGCUACUAGCCCUAAUACAAAAGUCUCUUCUUUCGUCUCACAAAAUACUUCUGUAGGGAUUGAAAUUGAGACUUUGGACAACCAAAGAAACAAUUCUGAAACUAAUCCUGAAGAAAUUGGCCCCAAAGUCAGAUUUCUGGAUGUAAAUUCUGGAAAUAUUCAGGAAGAUGCUUCUCCUUUACAAAUCAUUGCUACAGAAAAUAACAGUUUACAAGGGAGUCAACCCAACCUUACUUUCGUUAAAUCAGAAAAUGUGCUAGAGAUUCUUCCCCCUGAUGAUUUUCAUGAUCCUGGGCUUAAUUUCCAUGGUCAUGAUUCUGCCGAGUUUCUUGAAAUGGGGGACACCAAAGUACAGUGCACUGAUUCCAAUGCUUGAUACAGGAGCCUAGUAGGAAUGGGACUAACAUAUUCCAUUGUACCUCCUUGAAUUGCAAGUGAUUAUCUUUGCCUCUCAGCAGUUGUGGUAAGAUUUGCAGUACUCGGGAUAGUCUCGAAAGCCAGUUUUGAGUGGACAAGUUUCCAGAAUCUUCCAACUUUUAUUAUUUUUUGAACAACGAGACAAGAUGUUAUAACUUCCUAUUAUGCCAAUUAGUUUUUAUUGUCAUUCUUUUCUAGUCAUUCAUUUGAAUAUUUAUGUCAUUUUAAAUAUAUUUUAAAACAUUUUUCUUGGACAAAAUAUUUUCAUAUGAUAUAUAUUUAUUGACACUUUUGUACAAAGACAAAACAUUCCUCAUAUUUUUAGCAUGCAUCUUUAUUUUUUACUAAUAGGUUGUGACUUUAUUUAACAAUAAACCAGCAAAAAUUUGUAACAAAGAAAUAUUUUUUAGUGUGUUUAUAUUGUAUUUAUACAAUUUGCUUUAAAAAAAAUGAUCACAUUAACUCCUUCUCAUGUAAUGUGGUUUACUUCUGUGUCAUAAUUGUUUUUAAAACAGAAAAAUAAAUAAAACUACAUUUUUUUUUAAAAAGUCAACACGGGAUGUUAAAGCUAUUGUGUUACUAACAAAUUUGGAAACAAUAAAGCAACCCAAAAGCUAUGUACCUGAGAGACCCAGACUAACUGACUGUAUAUACGAGACUAUGUUUAAUAGAAUACUUUGUUCUACAUUUUAGUGAGCAUGUUGUUGUUUUUUUUUUCAUGUGUAACAAAUGGGACAAAAAUAUUAUAUUGGAUUUGGCUUAGAAUUGGGUACAUUUUACAACCAAUUGCUGUCUCUACUAAAACACAAAGAACUCUAAAUAUAUAUUCAUUUUCAUUAUACAUAUAAAUGAGACAAUGUUUUUAUAUAAUAUAUAGAUCUAGUAAUACAUUUAAAAAGUGAUGACAACUUUGUGCAGAUGUCUUUUAAACAUUUCAGACCAGCAGUGACAUAAAUUUAGUGAAAUUGAACAUGUUUUGAUGAGGCUUUAUCAGUUUUACUACUGGUAUAUUGUUCCCAUGACAAUAUAUAGUUUAGCUAUUCAAUGGUAACAUUGAGUAGUUACUUUCCAUAACUUACUAGCUCACUAGGGUAAGAGAGAUGUUGAUUACCUACCCUUUAGUCUUUCACUCUUAUGCCUGUGUGUGUGUGUUGAAGAGAGACUCUAUGUCACGUAACCAAUAAUGCUAUAGACAGUGAAAAAAUAUGGGCCUCAGCCUUGAAAGAGAAGCGCGCAUACGAAAAAUGGCUGGCUCCUCUACCACCGAAGCGAAAGCCACCUUAACCUGCGAUAUAUGUGGACGGGAGUGUCUCUCCAAAAUAGGGCAUAUGAAAAAGUGUUCAAGAAGAACCAUAGUCACUCUGAGUUUGAAGGGGGCCCAACAACAUAUCACAUGAGAUGACUAUUUUGAAAACAUUUAAUGAAACUGUCCUCAUCAUAACCUAGCUCAAGAGGUGGGGGGGGGGGGGUGAGGUAGAUGCUUGGCAGUAAGACAAGACUAAACAUUUCGAUGGGUUAGAAAGUAUAACUCCUUCUCUCCUGUUGUAAAUUUUUAAAUGGUCUUGUCCAUGAGAUCCAUCCCCCAAUUGUGAAAGCUUUGAAACUUGUUUGUUUACUUUCUUCCAUAAAUGUUUAUAUUUGCUUAAGAUUAAUGUCCACUGUGGAUUAAUAUGUGUUAUUUAUGCAUCAGCCUCAAUGGUCUUUAUGUGGUAUGGAAAAAUGUUAUAAAAAAAUGGGAAUGGUAUAUUUUUAGACCAUCAUAUACAAAGUAUCCAACAUUUUCUGAGAUUAAAAGUGACUUUUGAAACUCUGUUGUUGACCAUUUUGUUUUACUCAAUAACAAAAAAAGCUGAUUAUAAACUUCUUACUCAAAUAUUGUCUCCAUGUUCUGUUAGCUUAUAUAGGGAAGUGGUCUGCACAAGAUGUAUAAUACUACUGACUUUUAUGUAUAAAAGAUGUUAAUGUAUAUCUGUCCCAUCUUUUAAUGAUUUUAUUAAAUCUACUGUUACCUGUUUAAAUGUAUGUAUGUUUAUUGGUAGAAAUGAAAAUGUUUACAGUAUAAUUAUUUUGUACCUUGUGGCAUGUAUCGUGCAAAAUGUAGCAUAAUAAAUGUCAUUUCACUUUAAGAUCAUGGCCAAGUUGUGUUGUAUUUUGAUCAGAUGAGUGACAGAUUAGUUAAUUCAGAAAAUGCAACAUUAGAUGUGCUUAGAAAAUAUAAUAUAGAUAUUUUGUAUUUUUUAAAGUUGACAAUAUUCUUCUAU